Molecule: messenger RNA, 2778 nt
Organism: Periconia digitata
Lineage: Eukaryota; Fungi; Ascomycota; Dothideomycetes; Pleosporales; Periconiaceae
Source: the annotation of a GenBank genome assembly
UCUGAUCGGUGCAACUCAUCGCAUAAGAAUACCAAAUUCUUGAAAGGCAUUAGUGUGUUCAGCAUGGCUUCGAUAUUCACCUUUGAUCCGAACCCACCUCGGGUUUCCAGUCCAUGGGCGGCGGUCACGUCAGGAUCCUCUUCCCAUGACUCCAUUUCUGAAGAUCACACAAUUACCCAGAGAUAUAAAACCUCCAAUAAAGCCGGCGACGACUCCGCAGAGGCUGAGCUACCUAUAGUCGACCACACUACCCUGACCAGGAUCGAAGCCGAACCUCAGGAGGGCCCUGUGGAAUACAAACUUCAUUUGCUACUUCGCAAGCGAAGAUCUUUCCUUCGUUCUAGCACCAAUCGACAUGUAUCAGGGUCUCUACGGCGCAGCGAUCUAACGAAAUCAGGCCCUGUGAGUCGUAGUAUAUCUGAGUCCAACCUUCUGGGUCCUGCGCCUCCACCUCUGAGCGCUACUCAAUCAAGGUAUCACCGUUUAGAGCAGCUUACCACUCAGAUGCUGUGGCGGUUACAGCAAUCUUCUCCUCACCAUACAUCAUCUUCCAAUGAUGGUGUGAUCGUCCAAAUUCCAGAUGAGUCGCAACUAUCUGGGCCCGUUGUGCCUGAACGACUAUAUCCUGGCUUAGAGGAAAGCAAUGGUGCGCUUUACGAGAUAGGCGUGGCUGACAACGGUGAACUUGUUGGUCUUGCCGAUGACGAGAUGGAGGAGUCUCUGAACAAUUUGCGCGCCAUGGCUGCGAGUUUAGGUUGCCGGGUAGAACUCAAGCGUAUGUUUGUGGUUGGUGAAUGUGAAUGGAUUGAGCAUUCCGGUACGUCGCAGAAACGACUCAAAAAAUCCGACCUGUUAGUCGCCGAGGCCUUCAUUCGCCCUGAUCAGCACUUUGAACGGAGGCAUAAGUCUUCGAGGUCUGCUGAAGUGCUAGGUUCCGUGGGUUAUAUUUCUCAAUCGACUAAUGUCUUAACGGAGACGACGCAAGCCUCCCAACAACUAAGAAUCUCAUUGACUGGUGCAACAAUGUCUGGAAAGUCCAGUCUUCUCGGGACACUGUCUACUGGGACUCUCGACAACGGCCGGGGGAAAUCUCGCUUGAACCUGCUCAAGCAUAGACAUGAAAUAGAAUCGGGGGGUAUCACGAGCUCCAUUACUCAAGAGUUAAUCGGAUAUCACGAUGUUCUCGAUGAAGAAGGGACGCGGAUCGCGACAAAGGUGAUCAACUAUGCGAAUGCUUCUUCAUGGGUUGAUAUACAUGCUUCUGCUGAGGCGUCGACCGAGGGAAGACUGGUUUUCUUAACUGAUUCAGCCGGGCAUCCUCGUUUUCGCAGAACCACUGUCCGAGGUUUAGUGGGUUGGGAUCCGCAUUACACCCUCCUGUGCAUUCCUGCAGACAAUUCAGAAAGCUCUUCUGGCAAAAUCGGCGCAUCACCAUCCACGAAAGAGAUCUUGGGUGCCGGUGUGGGAGAUUUAGACCUUUCACAUGAACAUCUCCAACUCUGUCUCGCGCUGGAACUUCCACUGGUGGUCGUCAUUACUAAAUAUGACCUUGCAUCACUAGCUGGGCUGAGAGAUGUUCUCUCAAGCAUACGUACUGCUUUGAAUGAGGCUGGGAGGAAGAUGGCUCUCAUUGCUGAUCCAUCUAAUUCGACGAUUGAAGCUGCUCUUUCCGAAAUACCCAGCACCGAUCUCGCACAAGCAAUUGAGAAGAUAGGGGCCCUCCAUGCAUCGCCUACGACAGUAGUUCCCAUUGUCUUGACCAGUGCUGUGAAAGGUACCGGUUUGAGCAAGCUUCACGCAAUUCUCCGAGAGCUACCUGUGCCAUCACCCACAACUGCGCCCCAGGGCUUCCCCAAUACUGUGUUCGACAUCGAAGACUUAUAUAGCAAAAAAGGCUCACGAUAUACACCUGAUGAAUCAACAAUUGUCGGAGGUCAUUUACGAUAUGGAACUUUGAAGAUUGGAGACGAGCUUCUCCUAGGCCCAUACCCCAUAGAGCUCACAACCGACGACAGUGACUCUGGAAGUGGCAGGCCUUCUGCACGGAACUCCCCUGUCCCAACAUCCCGUUCAUUUCCUGGUGCACUUCACAAACGAUCUAUGAGAUCCAAUUCACACGGCCAAAUCAGCUCAGCAGCGCGUUCUGUCUCGUCCGUUGAAUGGCGACGCGUAUGCAUCACUUCCAUAAGGAAUCUCCGGCAGCCAGUGCAUGCGCUUGAUGCUGGACAAGUAGGAACUGUGGGAGUGAUAUCAGUGGACAAGCAGGUUCCCAUCUCGAGCCCUUCCAUCCAUCGGAUCCGCAAAGGAAUGGUUUUGGUCAAUGGGGAACCGAAAGCAUCCAGAGUUCUAUGCGUGCGGUUCGUGGGGAGAAGUAUUCAAGCCGCGAGUACUCUGAGUAUCGGAAGCGCCGUGGUAAUCUAUACGGCUAGUGUUCGUGCUUCGUCAAAAGUAAUAUCGAUCGCUCAAGAAGGACAACCCCCGACCACAGGUAUUCUGCCUAACGGGGACGAGAAUGACGAUGAAGGUUUUGGUUUUGGGUUGGAUCUUGACGGUGAUGAUGGUAUCAUGGACAGUGCGUCUGAAAGUCAAUCAGGGAAGGACGCAGCUACCGUCGUUACAUUCCAAUUUAUUGCUUCAAGAGAGCUCGUGGAGGCGAAUGCAAAGGUCUUGAUCAUGCCAGGGGGUGGACCGGGUCUCAUUGGCAGUACGGAAAGGGGAGAGAAGGGGAUGGCAGGGUUGGAGGGUUUCGUCGGUCAUGUCGUUCUCGAGGAAUCCUGA